AUGAUACCGUUAGAAAACGAUUUUUACGGAUAUCCAGAGAACGACCCAAGAAGAGGUUGGAGCAUUUUGACCUGGUGGACAAUUGAUCCAAGCUCGUGUUUCGCGCUGAGUUUCGCAGUGUCUCUUCCUUGGCUUUCAAUGACCUUGGCUAUUGCAAGCAUUUGUAUUUUUAUUUGGGAAAUCGACUAUCGGGGUGCAAGGGUUCUUUGGUACUCCUUGGCGUUUAUAACGUCCAUUCUUUUCUUUCUAGAUUCAAAUUUUAUUAUCACCGCAUUGUACAACGACUCAUACGAGUGGCAAACCGUUUUGACUCUUCUUGAAGCUGGUCGAAUCACUGCUUGGAUCGUUCUCGUCUCUGGAACUAUUUCCUUCAUUCAAUGCCUGAUCGGGCUUUGCUGCUGGCCGGAUCAGAAAGUCAGUCCAUCGGAAAUUGAGCUUCAAGUGGACCCAGCAAUUGCUAAUCUACCGCUAGAAUAUCAGCAAGAAGCGAUAGAACAUCGAAAAAGAGAGCUAGAAAAGGAAAUGGUCCAAUAA
Molecule: messenger RNA, 534 nt
Organism: Oikopleura dioica
Lineage: Eukaryota; Metazoa; Chordata; Appendicularia; Copelata; Oikopleuridae
Source: the annotation of a GenBank genome assembly